Leptidea sinapis is the source of this 1314-nucleotide messenger RNA. RefSeq names its product prefoldin subunit 5 (gene Pfdn5). Gene Ontology annotation, biological process: regulation of DNA-templated transcription; protein folding. Lineage: Eukaryota; Metazoa; Arthropoda; Insecta; Lepidoptera; Pieridae. The coding region runs from base 148 to 633 and encodes 161 amino acids. The transcript has 3 exons. The record is from RefSeq and is a predicted model, not a curated record. Gene Ontology annotation, cellular component: cytoplasm; prefoldin complex.
GGAUCUAGGGCCUUCAAAAGUUCAAUUUUAAUUUUUUCGGUUUUCACUGUGUCUUUGAUUUGAGGUUAUUAAUUAGAAUUUUGCUUUAAACUGUUUAUUUCAAACAAGGAAGGUUCUGUAAGAAUUCAAGUACAAAUAUUUUAAUUCAUGGCGACUAUAUCAUCAGCGCCAACUCCAGGCGCUCAGCAAAUCGAUGUUAUGAAACUAAAUCUUUCCCAGUUGGCUCGACUUAAACGGCAAUUAGAUGAAGAAUUAAAUGUAUUCCAAGAUUCAUUACAAACUCUAAAAAUGGUUCAACGUAAGUUUGUCGAGUCUGGUGAGAGUGUUGAGAAAAUUAAACCAGAAACUAAAGGAAAAAAUAUACUGGUACCAUUGACAGGCUCCAUGUAUGUCCCCGGAACGAUACAAAAUACAGAAAGUGUCAUUAUAGAUAUUGGAACUGGUUAUUAUGUCCAAAAAGAUAUUGAUGGAGCCAAGGAUUAUUUCACUAGAAAAACUAAAUUUGUAACAGAACAAAUGGAAAAAAUACAAUCAAUGGCAAUGGAAAAGAGCAAAAUUCGAGAUGGAAUUUGUCAAGUCAUUGAAGUAAAAAUGCAAGCUCAGGGAAAUGCACAAAAAGCCUCCACAUCAUAAUAUUUAGUCAUUAAAAUUAACCUUAUUUUAUCAUGUCUAAUUUUAAUCGUUUUUUUUUUAUUAAAAAACAAGGCAAUAAUAUACUACCUGCAUUUAAUAACAAUUUUAAAGUAACUAAUAGAUUUUAUAUAUUGUCAUAUUUUUAAUAAAACAAAAUGAAUUGACACAAAACAGUCAUAGGAUGAGUUCCAAUUGUCGGAGCACCCCAUGCUGUGCAAGUUAAUUAAUAUAUAAGUAUAAUAUAUACCAGACACCGGGUGCUUUUAUAGCAGGAACACAUACUGCACCAUGUACCAGUUGACUUCAUGUUUAAAAAAAAACAAUGUUACUAGUGUUGAAAUUGUUUGUUAAUUGAUAUAAAUGUAUUAAAACAACUCUAAUUAAUGCAUUAUGAUUGUUACAACAGACUCUUAUUAAUUUAAUUAGGAAAACUUAAUGUUAUAAUAGUCUCAUAUUUGCUUUAAUAUUUACUUAAUAAAAAUUGAUUUUUUUAGCUUUAAAAAUAUUCAUUGCUUAUUAAAAUUUAAGUUAACUUGGCAUAUUAGCAUAAUUAUAUAAUGAAGAUUAAAGAAACAGGCAAAAAUAGAUCACCUGAUGAACUCAAAAAACCAACAUCUAUGGAUGUCAGCAAUAUGUAUUUGAAUGAAUCUAUACAUAAUAAAUUUAUAAAUUCGUCUGGUC